UUUUUCUUUUUCCAGGGGCAAAACUCGUCAGCCUGAUCCAAUGUUCCGUGCAAUGUUCCCACAGGGAGACGGUCCGCGAGAGCUCUUAGACAAAAAGAUAAAGGAUUAUAGCGACAAGGUGGAGCAUGUGCAAGCGUCUAGUCUGAUCAACGAUGUUGCUACUGCCAAGAGCUCCGAGCCUGUAGGAACUGGGCCAACUGGCAAGACGGUGUCUCUGAUCACAGGUUCUUCGAGCUCCACGAAGCAGCCUUCGGUUGCUACCCCUGAUCCACCUGUUGCCGUGAAACAGCCUCGACCUCUGGGCUUACGAUAUACUUUUCUCGGUGCUAGUGGCGUCUUGUUGUUCUUGAUUUGCAUGCUUCUCUGCUACGAGCAAUGUUGCCAGUCGCCGCACUAUUGAUGAGAGGAGUUGUCGCUGCCCGGAGGAUGUUCGGAUGUUGUAGAUAUGUUCAUAAAUAUAUAUUUGCUUCCUAUACCCUAUCACACUGUAUUGGCCUAUUGUGUGUAUUUGGCAUUUGUGCCCAUAUAUAAAUCUCUGUA
Meloidogyne enterolobii is the source of this 540-nucleotide messenger RNA. NCBI's taxonomy places the organism in Eukaryota, Metazoa, Nematoda, Chromadorea, Rhabditida, Meloidogynidae. The record is from the annotation of a GenBank genome assembly.